Messenger RNA from Eriocheir sinensis (Chinese mitten crab), 3268 nucleotides. Its product is annotated as intraflagellar transport protein 74 homolog. Lineage: Eukaryota; Metazoa; Arthropoda; Malacostraca; Decapoda; Varunidae. Gene Ontology annotation, cellular component: cilium; intraciliary transport particle B; centrosome. Bases 934 to 2820 code for a protein of 628 amino acids. The record is from RefSeq and is a predicted model, not a curated record. Gene Ontology annotation, molecular function: beta-tubulin binding. The transcript has 13 exons. Gene Ontology annotation, biological process: intraciliary transport involved in cilium assembly; cilium assembly.
UCGCAAUCGCGUAUUUUUCUAGUGGGGGGGGGGGGAUAGAUCUAGGGAAAUUCCCAAAAUUUAGGGAUUUUCCCUCCCACCACCACUAAAAUAAGCGUUUGUGACGAAUUUAGUGUUUCCCAUACGGAAACCACGCACUCACUGCAUCCCCAAGCUUGUUUUGGGAGAGAAGCGUAGUGAACCCACCAAACGAUGCUCUCCUCACCAUCUGCUGUGGCGCCGGAGGCCAUCUGCGCUCACAAAAACCGCCUACACCACACUGAUGCCCGCUCUCUCUAGUAGGUUGUCACCUCAUCGCAAGGUUUCUGUCCUCCAAGUAGAGUCCGUGGCACCAAACACAGUGUAUCUUCAUUGUUUAUCACUGGCACAAGUAAAACCACCGGCUAGCCGUGAUCCAUCCAACGCCACGCCUUAAACAGUACUGCGGGUUCUACAGGAAGUGCAGGCUCUCGAACCUCCUGCCCGAGCUGUUCGAACACGUGAAUCCUUACUGACCGCAUUUUGAAUCUGCUUCAUGGGUUUGUAUUCCCAGUAUACAAGGUGAUUGUGGAUAUUGACUCUGCGCCUCCAGAAUACGAUAAUACGCCUCCAUAUAUCAUAGUUAAAAAAACAAAGUACUUAAAAGCAAAGAAGAAGCCGAAUUAAUCCCCUUCCCCCAACGAUCUUGGGGGACCCGCGUGAACUCGGGGUAUUUGGAUGGGGGAGCAUAUUUAAACUACUCCAACCGAACUUUAUGACCUGUGCCCCCCUCAAUCCCCCUGCUAACCAAGGGGGGGUGGACCCCCCCCUUCUUAAAGUAUCCCAACCGAACAGCUAACUGAGGGACAUUGAACACAAGUAACCUGCGUUCAAACCUGCUUCACGCGUUCGUACGUGAUACCAAACCUGCUUCACGCGUUCGUACGUGCUACCGCAGCAGCAGCAGUAACAGUGAUGGCAGAAAGACCAAUGACCCAAGGGGGGGAUGGCAUGGACAGGCCUCUCUCCCGGCCAGACACACGCCACUCCUCUGCCUUUGGUGACCGCCCGGCUACCCGAACGGGUAGUAGUACCAGCCGCCCUACCACCUCCGGCCGCCCUGUGACAGCCCGACCAGUGAGUGCUGCACUGCGAGGGGCUCCCGGCACAGCAUCUCGACUCCUCUCCACUGCCAGCCUUCAGCGGCCUGGUACCCGUACUGGUGUGGCCACAGGCAAAGGCUUCACCACACCAAUAAAUGUCCUGGACCGUCCCAUCACCCAGCAGGGCCUAAGUGGUAUGAAGACAGGCUACCGUGGGCCUCAGCGCCAGGUCCAAGACAAGAGCUACUUUUUGGGCCUGCUCAGGACACGCAUCGCUGAUCUGGGGACAGAGAUGGGGCGGCUUGGCUCAGAGAUUGAACUCAUGAAGCAGGAACAGAGCACUUUCCUCACCUAUGACAAGAGAGUCAAGGAAAUGGCACAGGAGCUUACUGAGCUGCAGGGAACCUUGGCCGACUACAACCUUCUUGUGGACUUGAUCAACACUGAUGUUGAGCGUGCUGAGGUGGACCUUGAGACAAAGGAAUUGCAUGAAACCAACCAACAGGAAGCUGAGCAGUUGGAUGCCGUGUUCACCAUUAAGCAGGACCUUGAGACCACCAUGAGGCAGCUGGAGAAUGAGAUAGAGGAGGAACGUCAUGCAGGUGAGAGUCUGGUGGAGGCCAUGCACCCAGAGCUGCGGCACAAGUACAUGGAGGUGCGGUCUGCCAACACUUCCCUCCUGCAGCAGCUUGAUCAUAUGCAGCACGAGCUGGACUCCCUUGACUCACGCAAGGCAGCACUUGAGGAUGAAUUAGCAACUUCCAAGGUGAAGCAGGAUGCUGUGGUGCUAUACAGCCGGUUGGCAGAGCUGCAGGAGAAGAAGAAUGAAAUCAUAACACAGAACCAGCAACGGGGGACACCCAAGGAGGAGCGGGAGAAGCUACUGCGGCAGGUGAAAGAGGACAACUCGGAGAUCGCCACAAUGGAGCGGCAGAUAAGUGAGGUGCAAGAGCAGAUCAGACAGCUGCAAGAUGAAUGUCAGCAGAUGGAUCAGGAGCUGGAUGAGAACAAGAGUGAGAGGAGCCAGAAGUACCGAGAACUGAGAAAGAGAGAGGAAACUAUGGACCACUUUCUCUCCACCUUUGAGGAUGCCAAAAAGGAGGAGCUGAUUCGUCUGGAGACCUUAGAGAACAACAAUGUGGCUCUUUUGGAAAAGCUUUCACGGCACCUCGCACACUUUAAGCAGCUACCCAGUUCCAAUGAGUUUGAAAUAAUGCGGUCUGAUCUAGCCUUUAAGGAAGGUGAGCUGGAGAAGUCCAAAUUUACAGAGCAAGGACUCCAGAGUGAGAACCUCAACCUCCAAGCAAACCUACAAAAGAUUGAGGCUCUGGAGAGCAAAGUGCAAAAGGAGAUGGAGGACCUAAAAGAAAAGUUGGCUAAGAUGAACCAGGAGAUUAUUGAGUAUUCUGACCUAGAUGGACUAAGGACAAGAGCUGAUGAGAAGCGUAGACAGCUGGCUCAGGAUAAAGAGCAACUGGAGACCAAGAAGACUUCCAUCACACAGUCCCUUCGUGAAGUCAAUGAUGCAGUCACUUCUCUUAAGAACCAGCUACAUGAAAACGAAACUCAUACACAGCUGACUAACUUAGAGAAGAAAUGGAGUCACCUGGAACAAACAAAUUUUAGUCUGAGGGAGUUUGUGGCACAACGCAGAGCAGAGUCCAAUUUUCUACCAGUCAAAACUCAAGCCAUGAAGCUGGUAAAAGAAUACAGCCAUGCCCUGCAAGAGGUGGUUUUGAGUGGCUCAUCCCUUAUGUAAAUUCUAAAUUCCACCAUUCUGUAUGAGGGUAGGAUUGAGGUAGAGAGUAUCAAGGGGAGACAACCAGUGAAAUGAAUUAACUGAGUGGGCAAAAGAUUGAAUUUACUGAAUAGGAGUGCUGGAGCAAGGGAAACUGGAGAUGCUUCUGGCAUGGCCAUCGCCUUAGGGGAAGUUCCCAUAAUAAGCCAAGGCAGUGAAGAUAUUGAUGUAUAGUUUCUUGGGGUAUGACCUAUUGUUUAAUUAAAAAUUACUUCAUAUAUACAUAAAAAUAUAUAUGUAUCAAAGAAAUAAAAUUAUUUAAGAAUAUUAUUUCAUAAUAUAUUUUAAUAGAGACCAAGUAGUAACAUGGAUGAAAAUUGUACACAGAAAAUUCAUUCACAUUAUAUGCAGUAUUUGUUGUAGUUGGUUUAAGUAUUUACAAAAAAAAUAAAAAAUAAAAAAAUAAAAA